This is a messenger RNA of Rubroshorea leprosula, 842 nucleotides long. NCBI's taxonomy places the organism in Eukaryota, Viridiplantae, Streptophyta, Magnoliopsida, Malvales, Dipterocarpaceae. The record is from the annotation of a GenBank genome assembly.
CCUCCAAAGCCAAUACCAGAACUAAAACAAACCUACUCAAUUCUUCAACUUCCUCUGUUUCUUGGUUUCUUCUUUUGAUUAAGGUUCCUCUCUGUUUCUCUCUUUUGGCGUUUUCCAUGGCGGAUGGUUCAUACGACGAGGAGUGUGAUUACCUCUUUAAGGCUGUCCUAAUUGGUGACUCGGCUGUCGGAAAAUCAAACCUUCUGUCCAGGUUCUCCAAAGAUGAAUUUCGAUUGGAUUCUAAGCCGACCAUAGGUGUCGAAUUCGCUUAUCGGAAUGUUAGAAUUGCAGACAAGAUCAUCAAGGUUCAAAUAUGGGACACUGCCGGCCAAGAAAGGUUUAGAGCCAUUACAAGUUCAUACUACCGCGGGGCCUUAGGCGCAUUACUUGUGUACGACAUAACCAGGAGGGCAACAUUUGACAAUGUGAAGAAAUGGCUGCUGGAGCUCCGGGAGUUUGGGAGCUUGGACAUGGUGGUUGUUCUUGUGGGCAACAAAUGUGAUUUGGGACAUCAGUCCAGAGAAGUCGAGGAGGAAGAAGGAGAGAAAUUGGCCGAGACAGAAGGCCUAUGUUUCAUUGAAACAUCGGCGCUGGAGAACUUGAAUGUUGAGGCAGCAUUCUUGCAGAUGAUCACUAAAAUACAUGAAAUUACAAGUCAGAGAUGUUUAGAAGUAAAGACAAACGAAACCACAAUCAAUCUUCAGGGUGGAAAAGAAAUUAUCAGCGUUGAUGAAGUUACUGCUACUAAACAACCGUACCUAAGUUGCUGUUGAAUUGACAUAAAUAUGCUGAGGAAAAUUUUCUCAUUUGAUUCCAAAUUGAAAGAAAAUUGUUUGAUUGAU